Molecule: messenger RNA, 3452 nt
Organism: Trichomycterus rosablanca
Lineage: Eukaryota; Metazoa; Chordata; Actinopteri; Siluriformes; Trichomycteridae
Gene: lgals8a
Product: galectin 8a
Exons: 9
Coding region: 172-1113 (313 amino acids)
Molecular function (GO): carbohydrate binding
Source: RefSeq, a predicted model, not a curated record
GUGAGAUUAUGCGUGUUUACUCUCAUAUGGAGGUCUAGUGUGCGGUUUAUAGGAGGUAGAAACUUUAUUUUAUAGGUAAUUUAGGCAUCACAUGUGAUUAAAGCUUGUGAUUUGGGAUUCAGCCAAAGAUUUGACAACACUUUUUUCUGCUGGAACUGUUUGGACUUUGACAUGUCGGUGAAAAUUCCCAAACAAACUGUUCUCAACCCGACGAUUCCUAUGGGUGUAACCAUCCUGGGUGGACUCCAUCCAGGUGAGAUGGUUCUUAUUCAAGGCUCUGUUCCUGCGGAUGCUGACAGGUUUCAGGUGGACUUCAUGUGUGGCAGUAGCGUCAAACCCAGAGCGGAUAUUGCAUUCCACUUUAACCCUCGCUUUACGAAGAACCAGAUCGUGUGUAACACUUUGCAGCGUGAGUACUGGGGCAGAGAAGAGAUCCACUAUGUGAUGCCACUCAGGAAGGGAGCUGGGUUCGAGAUCAUUGUGCUAGUAGAGAAGGACAUGUACAAGGUGGCCAUAAAUGGUGCCCAUGUGCUGGAGUACAAGCACAGAAUAGAUUUGGCUAAAGUGGACACAUUAACAGUAUCUGGGAAAGUUCAGAUCCAGGCAAUUGGAUUUAUUCCAAGCACGAGUCUUACAGAAGGUGAAGGGUCAGCAGUGAAGGGUUCAGGAGCACAGGCCAGUGCCAUGCUGGAGGAUUCGGGUGACCUGUCUCUUCCUUUCAGGGGAAAGAUGGUAAAAGGAUUAAGUCUCGGACAGACCAUCACAGUCAAGGGCCAGGUUGGCAUCCACUCACACAGUUUCGGUGUAAACCUGCGUGUCGGAAACUCUGAGGACAUCGCUCUGUCCCUAAACCCUCGUCUGAAAGUGGGAGUGUUCAUUCGUAACUCGUACCUGUCAGACUGCUGGGGUCCGGAGGAGAACACCCUGCCCAGCUUUCCCUUUUCUCCUGGAGACUAUUUUGAGAUGAUCAUCAUGUGUGAGGUGCAGCAGUUUAAAGUGGCCGUGAAUGGCAUUCAUCAGCUGAACUACAAGCACCGGGUCCAGGACCUGAGCCGCAUCAAUGAGCUGGAGAUCUUUGGAGACUUGCAGCUGCUGGAGGUUAAGAUGUGGUAGCUUAUGUGGUAGCCCAGUCCAGCAUGUUGUCUGCCUAAACAGAUCUGGUAUCUAGACCCCGAGCUGGGGAUCUGGAGCUAAUCUGGCUGUUACUCUCCAUUUGUGGUUAUUUUAUCUAAUGAGCACACUAAUCAAUAAUGGGGGGUCUAAAACUUUACCUGUCUGAUUCUUUUGUUUGUUCUGCUGCUAUAAGGCUAAUGUAGCUAAGUAAUAUGGCUUUGUGCAGGCCAUGAUCCACACCAAACUCGUCAAAUAAAAAAAACAGGAAAGGAAAAUGCCUACGCCAGAUUGUUUCUGCAAAAUAAAAGAUUAGAUAUUUUUAUACCUGCUAGCAAAGGGUGAGGCUAAAACUUCUAAACAUUUUAAUUAGUAAGGGUGUCCAUAUACUUUUAGCCAUGUAGUGUAUCAGAUAAACAUCAGUGAAUCCUGCUGAAGGCUCUUUUGGGUCGAGCUUAAAGAACCUAGAUUUUAAAAUGAUUCAGGUCAAAUAUAACCUUCGUAUUGCACUUUUGUCAGAAGGAGUUUAUGAGACGAGAGCCAAGUUGGAAGUGAAAGACAGUAAUGAUGAUAUUCUAUGUGAUAAAUGAUGCUUAUAUAUUUAAUAAUUAUAAUAUUUCAGCAUAUAAAUAAUUGUAUAACAGGGCUUGCUAAUUUUUUUUAUCUGCUUUGAGGAGAGAUUUAUGUGUGUCAGGAUGUUCAUGCUGAUCAGGGAUGACGUUUGAUUCUAUGCAAGAUUUCAUCAGUCUGCAGCCUGUCUAUACAAACAAUCGUUAGUUCAAGCAAUUAAAGCCCAAAUCGAAGACCUGCAACCUUGGAGCUCCUGCAUAGAGUGUUAAAGGAACUCUAUCUAUUUCCUCGGCUGCUCCCGUUACGGCGUGAUCCGCAUUAUUGAUUUGGCACAGGUUUUACGCCGGAUGCCCUUCCUGACACGACCCUCCCUAUUUAUCCGGGCUUGGGACCGGCACUACAGUGCACUGGUUUAUGCAUCCUAGCGGCCGGGUACCUAUAGGACAAUUCAGUGUCUCCAAUUACAUCCUGGCUGCAUGUUUUUGGACUGUGGGAGGAAACCGGAGCACCCGGAGGAAACCCACACAGAAACGGGGAGAACAUGCAAACUCCACACAGAAAGGACCCGGACCGCUCCACCUGGGGAUCGAACCCAGGACCUUCUUGCUGUGAGGUGACAGUGCUACCCACUUAGCCACUGUGCCACCCAGAGUGUUGAAGGAACAAUUUGGCAUGUAUUAACAUAUACUACACCGAGUAACAUGUUAUUUGUUAGCUGGGUGGCUCGGUGGGUAUAACUGUCACCUCACAGCAAGAAGGUCCUGGGUUUGAUUCCCAGGUAGAGCAGACUGGGUCCUUUCUGUAUGGAGUUUACAUGUUCUCCCCAUGUCUGUGUGGGUUUCCUCCUACAGUACUACGAUGUGUAAGUCAGGUGAAUUGGAGAUGCAAAAUUGGUUGACUUUAACUGAUGAAUCAUGGGUAACCUGUAACUACCUGUCCUCUCAUUAAUGGAACCAAAGUGUAAAACAUCGCCUUAAAAUCCUAAUGAAUAUUUGUUUGCUAUUUAAGCUCCCUGUUACCCUUCAGACAUUGUUUAAUUAUUUCAUUAUGUCUGAGGUCAGUGGAAAUGUUAUUAUAUUUGUUGUGGUGUUCAUAGUGGUAUUGGAAAAGCAUCUUUCAAGGUUUGAGACAUGGUAUGAAAGCAUUGUUUUGCUUUUGUCUGUGUAUAAUCUGUAUGUUUUCCUAUAUAUAAUAUGUAAUGUGACUAAAAGCUCUAUAAAAAUGCACAGGUUAUACAGUUUCUGGUUUGCCUCCGUUGUGUUAACUUGGCUCUGUUCCCGACUAGCAUGAAUACAUUUGGAAAAGCUUCUUUAGUUUUGGACACAGUAGGAUUUAUGCUCCGAGGUCAAUUCGAAGGUCAUUUCCAGUAUAACACGGCUGCACGUCCUUCCUCGCUGCAUCCAUUAACUCCUCUUUGGUCCCCCUCCUGCCUGGCGGCUCCAUCCUCAGAACAUUUCUCCUCUUCUGCACACGCUCAAACCAUCUCAAUCUGGCCUCCAUAACAUCCUAGGAAUAAACUCCUUCCUCGGCUCUCCCAGCGAGAGUCUCAGCAUCUUCAUCUCUGAGACCUCGAGCUUCCUGUCCAAGCUGUACACAUAACAGACCUCAAUACUGGCCAGUAAACUUUACCUGUAACUCUAGCAGGUACCCUUCUAUCAUAAAUCACUCCUGCCUCUCUACACCACUCACUCCACCCUGCCUGCACUCACUUCUUUACCUCCACCACACCCUUAUGUGCUUAUAUAGCAUUAUAUAUUAUAUACGAUGGCACC